Messenger RNA from Vicia villosa (hairy vetch), 4258 nucleotides. RefSeq names its product transcription factor GTE4-like. Bases 727 to 3843 code for a protein of 1038 amino acids. The record is from RefSeq and is a predicted model, not a curated record. Gene Ontology annotation, molecular function: protein binding. Lineage: Eukaryota; Viridiplantae; Streptophyta; Magnoliopsida; Fabales; Fabaceae. The transcript is spliced from 5 exons.
UUCCGAGCACUUACCGGCAUAUAAAAAACUCCGAAUCGGAGAGUACCCAACACGCUCCACUCCACCGCCUGCGAAAACUUUUCAAAUUUUCGCAAACGAAACUCCCCGCCAUCAAAAUCCAUUCCCUUUCUGUCUCCGCGUGAAACUGACGCAGCUAGCGAUCUCCCAUUCUACUGGUGCGUGUUAAACACUCGCACUUGUUUCGAGUGAGUCCAGUUCCAGAAUAUUCGGUGAUAUAAUGCUUCACAGGCACGACUCUUAGGUGCACCCCCAAACGCGUAACCUGGUCCACGGUCUCUCACGAACCCACCGUUGUCGUACACCUGUGUAGAUUCAAUAAAACGACGAUCGUUUUGAGAAGGAGAGAGAAAGUCGAUGAGUUCUAGAGAGAGAAAGUGAGAGACAGUGCUAGAUCUGAUCGGAACCAAGGUAAACCAGCUUCGAAACCCUACUGAAUCUCCCUCUCUCUCUUGAUCUUCAUGCGUUUUUUUUUUUUAUGAUUCUGAUUCUUCGUUUCUCUUUUCUCUCUUGGUUCUGAUAAGGUUACGAGUGAACCCUAGAAUUUUGAAGAUUGAUUUGGCGGUGGAAAAUUCCUAAAAUUUUAGGGUUUUGAUUACCGGUUCUUUUAUUAUUGUAUUUUUCGAGAUUGUUCGAUUUGAAGGUGCAUAAAACCCUAGGAUUUUGGGGACUUUUUUGGAUUGGUUUUGGAAUUAGGGUUUUGGAUGUAUGGCUUCGGGGCCUACGGAUGGAGCUAAAGAGAGGCAGAGAUACAUCGAAGGUAAGGUUUACAGAAGGAGAGUUUUCAGAGGUACCAAGAGAAACCCUAACGUAGGGGAUACUGUAGCUUCUGCCACCACAAAUGCUAAAGAUAAUAAAGUUCCCACUACUACAGUCACCAAUGAUAUCGAUGAUAACAAGAACAUUAAUAACGAUGAAGCCAAGAGUAAUGUUUUGGCUCAGCCAGUGGUUCCUCAAUUGGCGGUGUCGGAGGAUGGGGAUUUAGCUCAGGCUGAAGGGAGUUCAAGAUUGGAGGAUGGAAAUUCACCACAACAGCAAUUGGAGGACCAGAAUUUGGGUGGGGAACAAGUGAGUUCAAGAACAGGGGAUGGGAAUUCACCUCAGCGGCAAUUAAAGGAGCAGAAUUUGGCUCAGCCACAAGCAAGUUUGAGAACAGGGGAUGAGAAUUCACCCCAGCAGCUAUUCCAGGACCAGAAAUUGGUUGGGCAACAAGUGGGUUCAAGAACAGAGGAUGGGAAUUCACCUCAGCAGUUAAAGGAGAAGAAUUUGGCUCAGCCUCAAGCAAAUUUGAGAACAGAUGAUGGGAAUUCACCCCAACAGAAUUUGGAGGACCAGAAGUUGGUUGGGCAACACGUGAGUUCAAGAACAGAGGAUGGGAAUUCACCUCAGCAGCAAUUAAAGGAGCAGGAUUCGGCUCAGCCACAAGCAAGUUUGAGAACAGGGGAUGGGAAUUCACCCCAGCAGCUAUUCGAGGGCCAGAGUUUGGGUCAGCCACAAACGAGUUCGAGAACAGGGGAUGGGAAUUCACCCCAGCAGCUAUUUGAGGACCAGAGUUUGGGUCAGCCACAAACGAGUUCGAGAACAGGGGAUGGGAAUUCACCCCAGCUGCAAUUUGAGGACCAGAAUUUGGCUCAGGCACAUGUGAGUUCAAGAGCAGGGGAUAAGAAUUCACCCCGGCCUCAAAGCUCAACCCAUAAGGAUGUGAAUUCUCCUCAGCCUCAGGAAAAUUCAAGACCAGAUGAUGGGAACAUUUCUCAGCUAGAAGUGAGUUCAAGAUUGGAGGACGGGAGUUUGCCUCACCCGGAAUUAAUUUCCAAGUUGGAUGACAGGGCUUCUCUGCAGCAAGAUAAUUCAGUGUUGGAAGAUGAGGAUUUGUCUCAGCCACAAGUGAAUUUGGGAUUGGAUGAAGGGAGUUCACUUCAACCACUAGUCAAUUCCACAUUAGAGGAUCAGAAUCUGGCUCAGCCGCCCUCGCCACCAGUUUCUGACCACUUGCACAGCCAUCAGCAGCCCGAGCCUUCUAACGUCAAUAUACGGCGGGAGGAUGAUAGAUCUUCAAGCCCCAUCCAUAAUCACGGGGCAAUUUCCGAUGACUUGCAUAACCAUCAGCAGGCUGAACCUUCUAACCCCAAUGUUCAGCAGGAGGAUGAUGGACCUUUGAGCCCCAUUUAUGGGCAUGGGGCAGUUCCUAGCACUGGGUAUCGACAUUCUGAGAAUAUGACCGUGGAGCCGAGUCAAGAGGACCGAUUCAAGAUCAAUCUGGCCUUGAAGUCAAAGCAGGAGAAACAAGAGAUACGCUGGAAGCUUGAAAAUGAGCUUGGUGUAGUGAGAAAUUUGGUCAAGAAGAUUGAAGUGAAACAGGGGCAUGUUGGUGCUUAUGGCAAUUCAAAUGUAGGUGUUUAUGGAAAUUCAAAUGUAGGUGCUUAUGGAAAUUCAAAUGUAGGUGCUUAUAGCAAUUCAAAUGUAGGUGCUUAUGGCAAUUCAAAUGUAGUGUUGGGUGGUGGGAUCUCUAAUGGAGGUGGAGCAAAGCGUGCUCACUCAGAGGUAGCAUCUGCUGGUGUUUCGCGACAACCUACCAGGCCUUUGCACCAGUUAAGUUUUCCAAUGUUCCAUAAUAGUCAAGGGGUCGGUGAAAAUGUUGAGAAGGAAAAGAGAAUGCCUAAAGCAAACCAGUUUUAUCAUAACUCAGAGUUCCUGCUUGCAAAAGAUAAAUUCCCACCUGCAGAGAGCAACAAGAAGUCAAAAUUGAAUUGGAAGAAGCAAGGUGGUGGAGAAAUGGGUCCUGGGCUUCGAAUGGGAUCCAAGUUUUUCAAGAGCUGUAGUUCACUGCUUGAAAAAUUGAUGAAACACAAGCAUGGGUGGGUGUUUAAUUCUCCUGUUGAUGUCGAGGGUCUUGGUUUGCAUGACUAUUUUACGAUCAUCACUCAUCCAAUGGACUUAGGAACUGUGAAGACAAGGCUGAACAAGAAUUGGUACAAAUCACCGAAGGAAUUUGCAGAGGAUGUGAGACUCACUUUUGAUAAUGCUAUGACAUAUAAUCCAGAGGGACAGGAUGUUCAUGUGAUGGCAGAGCAAUUAUCAAAGGUUUUCGAGGACAGGUGGGCUAUAAUAGAGUCAGAUUACAAUCGUGAGAUGAGAUUUGGCAUGGAGUAUGGUGCACCUUCACCUUUGCCUAGAAGGGCUCCUACGUUUACUCCACCGCCUCUAGAUAUGCGACGAAUUUUGGACAGAUCUGAAUCUUUGGCACGAACUCCAAGAUCUAUGAACAAUACUCCAUCAAGUAGAACCCCAGCCCCAAAAAAGCCAAAGGCAAAAGAUCCGAAUAAAAGAGACAUGACAUUUGAUGAAAAGCAAAAACUAAGCACAAACCUUCAGGGUUUACCUCCAGAGAAGCUUGAUGCUAUUGUACACAUCAUUAAGAGGAGAAAUUUAGCCUUGAAUCAACAUGAUGAUGAAAUUGAAGUGGACAUUGACAGCGUGGAUGCUGAGACUCUUUGGGAGCUUGAUAGAUUUGUGACCAACUAUAAGAAAAGUUUGAGCAAGAACAAGAGGAGGGCUGAAGUUGCUCGAGCGAGAGCAGAAGCUUUGCAGAAUUCCAUCCAGAGGAGCCAGCCACCAGCUAUGAUAGAGAUUUCUAGAGAACCACAAGCAGAUGAAAGAAAUGUUCCCCCAUCCUUGCCUAUGCAAGGGGGGAGUCAAGCAGAUAAUAGAAGUAGAUCAAGUAGUUCAAGCAGCUCUAGUAGUGAUUCUGGGUCUUCUUCAAGUGAUUCUGAUAGUGACAGUUCCUCAGCCUCGGGAUCUGAUGCAGGGUCACAAGGAACCUGAUAUAAUGCUAGAUGUUAGAUGUUUAGAUUAGAGAUAAUGAUGGCGACAGUUGCCUAGUUGAUGUUUGAAGGUUGAAGAUUAACAGUUGGGGAUAAUAGUGGAAGGGCGUGGGAAAUCCUACUGAUGUAGUAUGGGAGUUUUGGUUCCCACAUUUCUUGUAUAAUAAUGUUUGGUAGGAUGUGAUGAUAUAAUUAAUUAGGUAGGGUAGUUAGUGUCCCGUAGCAUGUGUACAUUGCUAACUACUGCUGCGCAUUGAGUUUCCUUGAUGACAAUUUUAUUGUUUGUGGUGGCAGAUUCAUGAAUUUUGGUGUUAUACAAAAAUAAUACUUGUCAUGUAAUUUUCUACAUCUUCAUAAUACCAUUCCAUGUACUAAGCUUACAACUGUGAAAUAUUUAUUCAAGGGAGAAUUCAAUC